Sporothrix schenckii 1099-18 is the source of this 447-nucleotide messenger RNA. RefSeq lists its product as uncharacterized. The coding region runs from base 1 to 447 and encodes 148 amino acids. The record is from RefSeq and is a predicted model, not a curated record. The transcript has 2 exons. Lineage: Eukaryota; Fungi; Ascomycota; Sordariomycetes; Ophiostomatales; Ophiostomataceae.
AUGGCCAUUGCCGGAAAGACUCGAGGCGAGACCACUCCAUGCAUCCAAACACGACGUCUGACUUGCAUGUGGGCACGGAGUACAACAAGGCAGCAAGACAACCAUUACGCGAAUCGAAGGGUCCAGGCACCAUGGAGGCUCAGAGAGGCUCUUGCUGGAGCACCUGCACGAGCUGCGCUAGCAGAGCCGCUUGCCGGCCACGCCCGAGACGACCUCAGCGGGGAGGCAAGUGGAGACUGCCACGCAAUGCUUAGAAGGUACACAAAGACGGAAGUUGCCCGAUCGGGAGAGCCCGCUGGAGUGUCCGCUGGAGUGCCCGCGGGAAUGUGCCCCAUACAAGUCCUUGUUGAAGUUGCCCGACCACCACUCCACCCAGACAAGUCGGAAGAAGACGACGGUGACGAUAGCCAUAGUGCCCCAGUGCUGCCAAUGCGAGACCUGCUUUAG